Porites lobata is the source of this 12974-nucleotide messenger RNA. The record is from the annotation of a GenBank genome assembly. NCBI's taxonomy places the organism in Eukaryota, Metazoa, Cnidaria, Anthozoa, Scleractinia, Poritidae.
CUGCAAAUUUUUGCGGUUCUGACUGCAGCUAACCCUGAUGUAGACGAAUGCAAAGAAUACAGUGAGUUAAGUGACCCUGACCGGUCUAUAACUAACUACGAUGCCUACGAUAAAAGAUGCGACGGCAAAUUAGAGAUUGGUUGGUACAGAUUCACAGGAAAAGCCGGGCAGAUGAUGCCAACCACAUGCGUCGCCAAAUUUCACUGUGGUGCUUACGGCCCAGGUUGGCUGAACGGCGACCAUCCAAUGCCCCAGGAUGGGAGGGUAAAAAGCAGAGUGUGUUUUCACCUAGAGGGGGAAUGUUGCAAGGAGAAGAUCAGUAUUCAAGUGAGGAAUUGCGGGAAAUUUAUGGUGUACUUUUUGCCACCUGCGCCAAGAUGUCCUUUGAAAUAUUGUGGAAGUAAAGUUGAGGAUGGUAAGUUUGGUAGAUUUUUCACUCGAUCGUUUGUCUGAAAAACCUGUGUACAGAUGUUUUACUGGGGUCUCAUGAGAGGAACUGUGGACACAAGCGGGUUACCUGCGAGCCAGGCGUGGAUAGGGAGAGGAGUAGAGGCAGCUUUCUGUCCGGCUUUCCCCGCCCAGUCUUACGCAGCUUGCUCGCCCGUGCUUGUGAUUUCCAAAUGGGGAUUUAUCCCGACAUUCCCAAAUAUUGAGAUCAUACGUAAAUAAUUACUAACACUGGACGAAAAAACGGAUUUACUAAUGUUUGCGAAAGGUGCAAAUAUGUGGUAAAUUUGGAGCUCCAAAUUUGCAUUACAUUUGCGCUGUCGGCUAAAGUGUGGGCAAAUACAUAUAUUUGCUAGAUAGGUAUUGAUACGCAAAAGUGAAGUAAAUGUAAUGGUUUGAUACAAAUUUGAUACAUAUUUGCAGCAUGGGCAAAUCUUCAACAUUUCUACCAGUUUACUCAAAUUUACAUCCUUGGCAAAAAUGACAGUUUUCACUUUACUUCAAAUGCAGGCAAAAUAUUGCAAAACCCCUAAUUUGCAGUGGUAUUUGCUCUUGUUUUUCCAGGAUACCAAAAGAACACUUUUGCAUGUGGUUUACUCGUAUUUGCCUUAAGAGCAAAAAAUAAUAAAUUUCUAGACAUUUGGCUGUAUCAUAAAUUUGCACAUUUGCAUCAUAAUUAUCCAUAUUUGCAAGGGGAGCAAAUAUAGUGAGCUGCAUAACAUUUGCUGACAGUCAAAGGUGAUGUGCAUGUGACAUUUCCUAUAUGUUUGAUCCGUUUUGUGACUAAAGUAAAUUUCCAAUCUCAACUGUAACAUUACAUUGUUACAAUAAAAUUUUGUACACGCUGUGAGACUCCGCCCAGAGAUCCAACCCCUUACAUGCAUCUUUCCUGUUAACUGUUUUAUGUGCACUGUCAUUUUAAUAUAAAGGAAUCAGAAACCAGUUAAGUUUUUUGACAAUUUUACAUUCACAAAUUUCUUCUGUUAGUCUUUUUACAGAACGAAAUGACAGAUAGUCUACCCUGUCAUAUACUUUAACUCAGGAAAUCCCUAUCCUUUCAUACCUGAAGCAUGAAAAAGGUGUCCCUUUCUGACAGCGCCCCUGGCAUAAACCUUUCCCGGGCUACUAAUUUAAAGCAAAUACACUAAUUCAAAUCCACUCGUUAUUAAGGUCCAGUAGUCAGAUCAUUGAUGCACUGUAUUUCCUACAGUCAGGGCCAUAGCCAGUAUGAGGCAAACCGAGGCACUUGCCUCUGUCAUUUAAGGUUUGAUCCUGGCAGUGUUUGGUUUCAACGUAGCCAUUAUAAAGACCCUGAAUAGCUAGGCGGGGGAUUCAACCAUGGAUAUUGCCUCAGUCCUUAUUUUUUUCUGUCUACGGCCCUUGAACUUGGGAUACAAGGAGGAUCUACAGGAGCUACCGGUCGAAUUGUCAAAUCCUACCUGACAAAGCCCCAUAAACAAUGAACAGACCUUUAUUGGGUUACAGGAUCACAGGAGCUCUGAGUUGGCCUUAGAUCAUGAAAAGUCUAGAGCUAUAAAGAAAAAACUAAGGUGGUGAAACAAAUUAACAUGCAGCCUUUAAACUUCUGGACUGGACUGGGUUGGUCAAAGAUGGGUUAAGAUAACACAAGGUUAGGUCCAGUGGUCAGAUCAUUUACUGUAUUUUUUGUACAUCAUACUAAAAAAUCAAAUUUGGUCCGAAAUAAAAAGUUUUGUGGAUUUCAAACUCAGUGUUGUGAUUAUUCACUUGUACAUAAUUUCCUCAUGGCCAUUUAACCAACAAACUUAAUUCAAUUUAAAACCAACAAUUUUAGUUUAACCAGUAUUUGUUGUAGUUUUGACUGCUUACCUAGAGAUGACCACAUCUCGAUGGCCGGCUUCCUAAAAAUGACCACAUUUUGAAAACCCAACAGCCAAUACUACAACAAAAUAUGGUGAAACUGCUCACAAUUUUAUUUGAACAUUGUCUCAGCUGACAAAUUUAUGAAAGGCUAAUUUUUCUUACUUUGUUGUUUGCAACCCUGAGUUUGAGUUUCAUUGAUUUUAAUGUUGAUUUUGAGUCUCACUGUUCAUUAAGUACUACCUAUUCAAUCCAAAAAAGUCAUAGCAUUUUUGCUGGCUAGAAUUCACCUGAAGCCUGGUAAUUUGCUUGGGAUACAAGGAGGAUCUACAGGAGCUACCGGUCGAAUGGUCAAAUCCUACCUGAAAGGCCCCCCCCCCUUCCCCCCUGCACAAUAAACAAUGCACAGAUCUUUAUUGGAUUACAGGAGCUCUGAUUUGGCAUUGGAUCAUGAAAAGUCUAGAGCUAUAAAGAAAAAACUAAGGUAGUGAAACAAAUUAACAUGCAGCAUUUAUCCUUCUGGACUGGGUUUGCUCAAAGAUGGGUUAAGAUAACACAAGGUUAUAGGUCCAGUAGUCAGAUCAUUUACUGUAUUUUUUGUACAUCAUACUUGUGGAUUUCAAACUCAGUGUUGUGAUUAUUCACUUGUACAUAAUUUCCUCAUGGCCAUUUAACCAACAAACUUAAUUCAAUUUAAAACCAACAAUUUUAGUUUAACCGGUAUUUGUUGUAGUUUUGACUGCCCACCUAGAGAUGACCACAUCUCGAUGGCCGGCUUCCUAAAAAUGACCACAUUUUGAAAACCCAACAGCCAAUACUACAACAAAAUAUGGUGAAACUGCUCACAAUUUUAUUUGAACAUUAACUCAGCUGACAAAUUUAUGAAAGGCUAAUUUUUCUUACUUUGUUGUUUGCAACCCUGAGUUUGAGUCUCACUGUUCAUUAAGUACUACCUAUUCAAUCCAAAAAAAGGCAUAGCAUUUUUGCUGGCUAAAAUUCACCUGAAUCCUGGUUAUUUGAUCUUAAGAUACAAGGAGCAGGGUUGUGGCUUCCCCAAAAAAUUCUGAUGAAGAGAGGGUCUUCAUAUACAGGAGCUACCGGUCAAAUCCCACCCAACAAAGCCCCCCCGCCUCCUUAAAAAAUGAACAGACCCCUACUGGCCCGUUACAGGAGCUCUGAGUUGGCCUUGGAUCAUGAAAAGUUAUAAGCUAUAAAGAAAAAACUAAGGUGGUGAAACAAAUUAACAUGCAGCAUUUAUCCUUCCAGGCUGGGUUGUUUAAAGCUGGGUUAAGAUAACCCAAGGUUAGUACGAAAUAUGAAUUCAGAUAUGAAAGUUUUAAAAACAAAUUCAUUUGAAUUCCUUUUGUCUACAAUUUGGUGAUUUGAUACUUAAAAAAAAAGGGAAAAUUAUCUGACAAAAUGCUUUUGAUUAAAAGGAAAAAGAAACGCAGGUUAAAAUCUAACACUGGGUUAGUGCUAAUCGGUCUUUGGAACAACUGGGCCCCGGUCUUUUUUUGGGUCCAAUUCUAAAUCACAUAACCACUUCGAAGUGAGUCAAUGGUACAUAACCUGGGCAUGUGUUACAUUCCCCUUCUGUCAUUUGAUAAUAGUAAAGCCUUGGGUCGCACAAUGGGCAGGGAUCUCCAAUUACUAAAACUAAAAAUUCAAAAUGACACAGUAACUGUUGUAUACAGUUACAGAGGGCCCACACUACCUCCCCUUUACAUUAAGUAAAUACACUACAACAAAUCUACUGGACAAAGGUCCAGUAGUCAGAUCAUUUACUGUAUUUUUUCUACAUCAUAAUAUUAUUAUUAAAAAGCUAACAAUAACAAGGCCACCCACAGUACCUUAAAUUUGGUAAAAAAAAAAAAAAAAAAAAAGGUUCUGUGCAUUUCAAAGUCAGGGUUGAGAUUAUUCACUUGUACACAAUUUCCUCAUGGCCAUUUAUUCAAGAAACUUCACAUUAAAACUGACAAUUUUGUUCUUACCGCUAUUUGUUCUAGUUUUCACUGACUAUACCUAGAGAUGACCACAUCUUGAUGGUAAGCCUCCUAAAAAUGACCACAUUUUGAAAGCCCAACAGCCAAUACUACAACGAAUGGUGAAAUUGCUUUGUAUUUCAUAUCAUUUGUGAAUAGAAACUCAGCACAGACAUGAAUGAAUAAUUUCUUUGCUGCUCUUUACAACCCUGAUUUUGAGUUCAAUAUGAUUUGUCUUUUAAACUGCUCAAACAGACUGGCGAGAUUUAUAUCAGCCUUCACUCAACAACAAUAACAUCAGGUGCAUUUCUUCACUUAAACCUAAACUUCUUAGACCAACGGGGUUUACACCAUCAAUAUUAUUAUACCCUUUUACUAAAUGAGCCGAAUUUUAAUAGAUUUAUUUAGAAAAGGAAUUCACACAGUAAGAUGACUUUUUGAUUUUCCUUUUUAAAUAGGAAUAUGAUAUUUUAUAAUUGCUGGACAAAAAAAAGGUUCCAGCUAAAAAUUUGUUUUGAACAGUGACAGUAAAUCUCAACUUUGGAUCUGUCUGAAGGCAUUUUCUUUGCCCUUCCACAAAAUCACUUUGUACUUUCACUUUGCCAGAAACUUUUGCCAUGACUUAGUAACGCCAAGUGAAAACAUAAUAUCUGAGGCAUAUUUCUUAAGCUAUAUGUCAGUGCUAGUGAGCAGUCAUGGACUGCUGUUUUGAAGGGGCAUCCGAUAGCAAGAUAGCCUUUCCAAAAUCAAUGAGCAUUGGGUGGUACAUAUUGUUUACCUCUGUAAGAAUAAUGUUGUCACUCUUUAUAUCUCUGUGGGGAAACCUGUAUGAGUGCAAAUGUUCUAUAGCUUCACACAAUUUCAGUACAUUAUGUUUCCGCAGAACACUGUGAAAGGGACAUGGAUUUCCUUAGCAGGGCACCGCACAAAGAACAAGAAAAAUAAUAUUGUAAAGAUGGUAAAAAUAUAACCCAAGGAAGUACACGUGAGGUUUCUGUUUUGUGACAUUUACCCCAAACAGAUGGGGUAUUGAUGGAUGAGAGCAUUCAGUAUAUAAGCUUCAAUUCUGUCAUCUUGUGAAGAGGAAAAAAUGAUUACUGUAAACAAAUUGAGACCCACUGGAAUACCCCUGUAGCAUUUCUUCAUGCACAGACCACAAACAGCUUCCCCAUGCUGAACCUGUAUUUCACUGACCUCUUUAUCUUUUGGAGAGUUCAGGUGAUGCAACUCAAUUUCAAGAACAUUGGAAAUAACUCCUGUACCACUCAAGGAAGAAUCUGAAACAAAUACAUAAAAAAGUCACUAAACCCACUAAAAAUAACUGUUAACUCUACCUUUAUUGAUAAUAUUGUGAAAUUAAAUGAAUUAUGUUACUUGUGUUGCCAUUAUCUUUAUGAACAUUAUAAAUACACAUGUGGCACAUUUUAGCAUUUUUGACCUUUUGACUCAGCUUACAUGUAUCAUUAUAAACUAUUAUAAACAAAACAACCUUGUAUAUGAAAACAUGACAAAACAAAACAGAAAAAAAAUGACAGUAUCGCAUAUAAAAUAAAGGCUCCACCUACCCUGUCAAAAUCAAUGGUACAUGUACAGGUAUUACGCUCAAUAUGUCAAUAUAGCGCCAGAGGUAGUAUAAAUUACUCAAGCAAUUAAUCUUGAGCUACUUCUGCCAAAUACCAAUAAAUUAGCAUUUUAACAUUGCAUAACUACAUAUUUUGCUGACUUAACACCACUUAAAUUUUUCAACAAUGCUUUUUUCAGCUGGAUCACUACCAUACGCACGCGACACGCGUGCUCAUACAUGCUACAAAUGUAAAUAUGGAUGCAAAUGUAGUUUAUUCCCGGUUAUAACAUAGAUGUGGCAGUAGAAGCACGAUAUACAAAGCAAAAUACAUCGACUUUACCUUUUAAAUUUCGAAUAUCCUUGAGAAGAAAUCCAGCAACAUAGGCAAUCUCUUCUCCCGCCAAAUCGCCAAAAGACCGCGCGCCCGAUUUCCCAAGCAUUUGCGCCUCAGUGGUGCUGGUCAGCGGCAGUCUGCAUAACCGUUCGAGAACGAGGCACAACAAUUGAAAUUCGUCGACCGUUAACACGUUCCACUGCCAUCGAUUUGCCAUCAGCUUUUACUUCGUACGUUUAACGCCAUAUUUAUCAAGAGGUUUCGAAUUUUUCUUCUUUGUGGGGUUGACUGUCGAGUAUGGAGGAAUCGGCCAGUCUUAUUUGUUCGAAUUUAUCGAACGAAUGUAUCCUCGAAGAACUUAUAAAAAUAAUCGCUCGAACUCGAGGGAACUGCAUACUUAUAGAUCCUUCGACGAAAAUCCACCAUGAAAGGCAUCUAGAUAGCUCCAUCGGCGACGAUCAAGUAGUAACGAGUGGAUCCAAGAAAAGCAGCCGUUAGUACUUAGUAAAUAGACUUCGGUGAAUCGAUGCUGUUUUAAUUAGCAGACAUUGUAAAACUAAGAGGCAGGAGAAAUGUUGAGGACAAACAAAUGCUGAGGGAGCAACUAAUCGGGAGUAAAAGAAAUGCUCAGUAAGUAUAAGAAAGUUCGUUGUUACUGUUAAGCCAUUAAUGAUGCUAUUUGAUAAUACCUACAUUUGCAUUCCAAUAUUCAGUAAUCAACAAGGACCACCCCUACUUCUGAAACUUUAUUUGUCCUGUUGUUGUAAAAAAUACUGUAAUCUUUUGUUUGGUUGUUCUCUUCAGAUAAAUGGUCUUAGAAAAUUUAAUAAGAAUUGAAGCAAGUGUUAAUUCCCCUCUAUGAGGCCAAAAUUAACCUUAUCCUCUAGUGCCUACUUUCUCCAAAGGCUUUUCCAAAAUUUAAAAGGGGAGUAAAGGCAGUGACUGCCAUGGUGCUGAAAACAUAGUGUAGCUAGAAUUUAGAUCAUGGUACCCUGCUUUCACUGAUUGUUUUUAUGAUCACCCCAUGUAAGGGAUUCUGGAAUCCGGGAAAUUUUUGCUUAUGGAAUCCAGAAUUCGGGCAAUUUUUGUCGCGGAAUCCUAAAUUCUGAGCUUUGAAACCUGAAAUACAAGUCAAACGAUUGGAAUCCAGAAACCAAGUAAUCCACUGAAAAAGGUUCCGAAUCCGCAGCGUGGAAUCCAGAAUCUAAAACUGUCUUGGAUUCCCUCAUAUGAGGCAAUUAUAGUAUAAUUAAACUUUUGUUCCCAAGAUACACUGUAAGUGAUGGCAAUAUUGCAGAAGAAGCAGGUUCAUGAAGUUUUAAGUAAUAUGUCAAUAAUGUUGUUAUGGUAGUGAUGUAGUGGGACACUCACUAUAAAAUUAAUACAAUGAUUUACCUGGAGUCAAUUGUCUUGUUACAAAAGGGUUUCUCGCAUUCAUUUUUUCGUUUUGUUUUUGCUCAAAGAAGGUCUUAGUUUUAAAGGGACUGGUUCACGAUAAUGCGCAUGUGUGAGUUCUAACAGUAGCUGAUUGUUUUUCAACCAAUCGGAAGCGAGUUAGAUGCAUGCAAGUAAAUUUACAAAAUUCAAAUUAAUUGUUCGCGACACGAGAGUAUUCCGCGCAUUUGGUUUGAUUUUAUUUAUCCCCAUAAUUCAAGUUUAUUCUUUGCUACUCCUCAGAUAUAUGAUGCAGCCGAUAAGAAUAAGACCUACAGCCCUGUCCUGCUUUGAAACAAACAUUUACCAACGUGUAUUUUUACGAGGUCGUACCCACGCUAACAAAGCAGUCACCGAUCGGCAAACAAAAUUUGUAAACAAACAUCUUAUUACUGCUCUCUCAGUUCGCCUUAUAUAAAUCCAGAAAUACCUACAAACAGCACCUGACAGGUGACAAAAACGUACAACGUAUGAGUAUAAAGAUUAUCCUUAAUUGAGUAUAAAUUUCAAAUGCUUAUCAGCAAACGAACAAAUUCAUUCGCGUUGCAUCGGGUCAGUGUUCCGCAAAACAAAUGUUAUCGAGUAGCACACAUAAAGAAACUAGAUUAUAAACAGAAUACUCAGGCAAUAAUUUAUUUCAAAAACAUCAAUUCUUAAACAUAUACGAUCGUAAAGCAAAGAUACAAGGAACAUUUCAAGUGUACCAGAUCGGUGAAGAUCGCGCGGCCUGUUGCGGUAUAACUACAGGUCGGAGUCAAAAAUCAAAUCAAAGUUGAACGAACUCGUGCCUUUAACCACUUUCCAAGUGUCGUGUAUACUUUACGUAAGCCACACACUACUACUAGAACCAUACCAGAUCGAUAGGCUAAGCUUCUCUAUCUCCAAAGACUCUUGAGAACGUCCUGUUGCCGGACGGCCACGAUGCUCUUCUGAACCUCCAUGAUCAAAACAUUAUUUUUUGCGUCUUCUUAAAACGCAACCAGUCAAACGACACAACCACACGUUAAUCAACACUACUGAAGUAUAACUAGAGCAGCCAAAGCGACGGAUGUCCGAAUAAAACGAAGGAUUUUCAGUGAUUGUACCGGUAAUGGCGAUUUCGAAUUUAGUGUUGACCCAACAAAUUUAUUCUAAAGAGACAAACGGCGCGCAUGCGCAUUAUCAUGAACCAGUCCCUUUAACAGGUACAGUGUAAUCAGGAUUAUGAUGACCGCUUGGGGUUAGAUUUGAGACAUGAAAGUUACGAGCCAGCAAUUUGUUUAAACUAGUUAAUUUUGAUAUCAGUUAACUCAGGCAAUAAGUAAGUUUAGUCACCUAGUGUGACUGCAGCCAGUAAUAAUACAUGUAAUAUCUAAUAGCAACCUUUUUUGCUAUAAAAGGCUAGAAUAUUUAGACAGAAAAGGACAAUAGUAUUUUUCAUGACAAGCAUCUACAGCUUUAGUUUCAAUAUUAAUGGUCUCAAUUAUGUAUAAUUUCUGUUUGUUGCAGAAAAAGCUGAAGAGACAACCCUUUUCCAGUCAACCUCUAUUUCGAAGAAGGAUUGUUGUAAGUUCAAAGCUUGUAUAAUUGUGGAGUACAUGUCUUCAGAGCAAGGCAAUACAGACCAAGGAGAUGACAAAUCCGAGAAAAGUGCUUUGCAGGAGGCCUCUAGCAUGGAGGAGUCAACAACUUAGCCUGUAAAAACCUCUUUGCCAUAGCUGAACAGUAAAGCAAAAUUAAAACAGUCACAUGUAAGCUUGUCAUUACUCAAUGACAAUAGAAAGGACGAAUGGCUUCUCCUCAGAGCAGGAGGCACCAGAGAUAAUGCUCCUGAAUUUGCUUUGUGAUAAGGAAAUAUAAGUUAAUCCAAGGCUCUUAAAGAAAUUCCAGAUUAUUUAUGACUGGUCAUACUUACAGGUACAUGUACAUGUAGUUCUGCAAAUACAGUAAUCCUUUAAUCACUCUCUGUUUAUGACACUGUUGUUUAGAAAAAGAUAAAUCUGUGUAAACAGUACAAAUCCUGAUGGUGUUGAUUUGUCCUGAGAAUUCUGGUGGCAGGUAGAUCAAAUUGGUUGAUGUGAUAAAUUUUUCAUUAGAAUCCUUUGGCUAUUGUUUGCAAGUAAUGUACCAGUCAGCAGGUUAAAAAGGCCAAUUAAUGUACAAAUGUUUCUUUUAAAUCUGUUUGCUUAACUGCAGGCAUUUGAGUUCUGCUGGCAACACUUCACAGUACAUUUGUACCGAUUACAGCAAUUACAAUUGACCUGCUUGAACAAAAAAAACAAAACAAAUUUAGGUACACCCUGCUUUUUGUCAUGAUUUGUUACGAAUUUUGCAAAGGAUUGCAACAUGACUCAAGAAAAAGAGUAAUGAGAGACAGCAGUGUAGUUAUUUUGCAGGCUAGCCAGAUCAACCUUUUGUACUACAUGUACAUGUAUACUGAGUUUAAAAUAAUUAUUAGCUUCUUUCAUUGGGAGCAACUACAGUGACAAUGGUAAUGUUGACAUGCUGUGGAAUACUUAUAGCUGGUCAUUACUUUCAUGACCCUCAAUUUUCUUAGAACGGGGCAAGUACUAGAAGCUCCGGCUGGUACUUCCUCUAAGAGCAUAUCCAAUACUAUACAGGAACCAUUAGCAACGAAAAUGAAGUUAAAGAAGUCUGAUCUGAAUUUGAAUAGCUGUAUGUACCUAAACUAUUUCUUAGUUUGCUAAAUGCUAUAACCCAGUUGUUAUACCAGCAAAAAUUGUACAUUGGUAGCAAGAAUUAGGCCUUUCAUUUUAAUAGAGCCUAAAGAAAAAAAAUGCCACCAGAAUCAAAUUUUGUUUAAUCUGUAAAUAGCAAUAAAUACAAAAAUACUAAUUAUUUAUUAAAAUGGGUGUCUUGAGGGUUCCAUUUAGUUGAAACAGGAUUUGGUCCUUAGAUACAAAAGUUUAAGUAAGAAAUAGUCUUGUCAUAAGUAAAUAUUGGUCCAAGGCUGAAAGGAUUUUUAACCUGUUUCUGAGUUGCAAAACCUAAAGAACUGAAACAGGUUUGAGGCAACUCUGAAACACCUACAGCUGUAUGUAGAAUAUCUUACACAUUUAGAUGAAGAACACUUUUCUUAUAAUAUUAAUAGUUAGUAAUGAUCUGAUAGAGCAUAGAGUGGAGACAAGUAAACAUCAACGAACAGUAAAAUUGGGAAUUAAUAUGAAGAGCUGUAUGUACAGCUUUAUACUGUAGUUUGUAAUGUCUGUAAUAAUGUGUAAGCCACUUUAGUUUAUGGAAUAAAUCAUUUAAACAUUAAUGGGAGGUCACUGCUAGAAUUUCUUUCAGUAACUUUAAUGUUUGAUUAAUUAUGGCCACUUGUUAAGAACCUGAAGUGAGCCAUAUUAUAAUUACAAAUAUUUUUAAAAUUUUAUCGCAUUUGCUACAACCCAAGCAAACUCGUUUAAACCUUGGAAUUUACAUUUGCUACUGGAGAAAACGUGCUCAAUUUUAUGGGUUUGAUGACAUUUGCUAACCAAAUUAAAGUCAGAAUUUGAUUACAUUUGCUACCUGAGCGAAAAAUUGUACAAUACUAACAGUUUGAUCAGAUUUGCUGCCCAAGCAACUUUGUUCAAAACUUGACUUUUGACCACAUUUGCCGCUACAAGCAAAAUUUUGUGUUUGAUCAAAUUUGCACACCCUAGAAAAUUUGUUCAAAGUUUAGGUUUGCUAACAUUUGCUUCGUGAGCAAACAUGUUUAAUACAAAGAGUUUGGUUACAUUCGCCAUGCAAAGCAAUCUGGUUCAAUUAUGAAAAUUUGAUCACCCAUGAUAACCCAAGCAAACAUUGUUCAAAUUAGAUACUUCGCUCACAUUUGCAAAGCUGCGUAAACGUUCUGAAAAUAACAGGUUUACAUGCUUUUACAUCUAAAGCAAAAGCUGUGCAAAACAGCAGAUUUGCGCUAUCAUUUGCGUAAUGUGCAAAUAUAGUUCAAAGAAACAUAUUUGCCUACACAUUUGAACCAUCUGCAAAUGACCCUCAAAUCCAUGGCUGCCCAUUAUCUUUGCACCAAGAUGUAAAUGUUGUGCAAAUGUGGCAUUUACCGUCAUUGCUACGGAUAGCAAAUCUAGUGCAAUAUCAGUCUUUGCUCUUGCGCAAAAUUGUGCAAAUGUGGUAUUUGCUACACAUUUGCUGUAAUUUGGCUACCCUAGUAAAUCCAUUUUUUCGUCCAGUGUAAAGAACGGUUUUCACUAGCGCAGAACCAUAAGUAUAAGGGCAUACGCACGCGCAGAAUGGCAUAUUUGAGCCUCCAAGGUUGUGAAAAAUGACCAUAUUUUGAGGACCUUCAACCAAACCAACGUUUGAGCAUUUGCACGGCAUUACACAUAAUACACUAUUGUCGUCAUUUUAUUGGAUAGCGCAAACGUCUUCCAACUUUGGUCAACACUAUCUGGAUGUGAAGAAUUGGCUGGGGGAUCUGGGCCAAUCAGAAAAGGAGAAUAUUUUGGAUAAAUAAUAAUGAUGUUUAUUGAGACGGGCUGUUUGGUGACUCUAAUCUUACUCGAUGAUUUUGUUCCAGUUCCCCGUGAAUGCAAAAGCUACGGCGUUUUAAAUGAAACCGACAGAGCGCGAGGAUUUUAUAAUCCGUUCCUGUCCCUCACCGACGCAGGACUUACUCCUGGAUGGCACAGAUUCAUGGGAAAAGCGGGUAUCAAUCAAUUUAACAUUCUUGUCUGAUCAUCAUCAUCAUCAUCAUCAUCGUCACAUCGUUGUCAUCACCAUCACUAUCACCUUUUGUAGAAUAAAAAUUAUAUAGAGUAUGAAAAUGCGAAAGUUUUUUUAUCCUCAAAAAGAGGAAUACUUAGGGCAACCAGUCCCCUUUAUGUUCUGUAUAGAGUGUUUUCACAUGACGUCACCGCGGCCAUUGGUGUCCCAAAACAAUGAAACGGCGGCCAUGUUGGUGUCCCAUGAAACUAAUCCUGUUGGAGUUGAGUUCUUUUUUAAUGCAAAUGCUUUCUUUUGUUCCAAUAAAUUCGUGUAGAUACUGGCCACGUGAGUGAAAACACUCUAUAUAAAUAGUGCGAAAGUUCGCAAAGUUCAUAUUUCAAUCCCCACCUUUGUUUGUUUUUUUCUUCAGUACUUACAUGUUAGUGUUAAAUAUUUGUUAGGAUCGCGGAUGUCACAUAAAUGCGCCAAGUUAUUUCACUGUGGUACACACGCACCCGGGUGGCUCAGAGGUGCUCAUCCUCUGAUAACUGAGGGUGUAGUAAUGAGACAAGUAUGCUUUCAUUGGAACGGCGACUGUUGUUAUUUCAAGCAACAAAUACCAGUGCGAAACUGUGAGGAUUUCUACGUCUACGAGCUUCCUGGAACAGAGAAAAGCUUUCUGCGAUACUGUGGCAAUUCAAAAAAGCACCAUCAUCUUGAACUUUAG